Chilo suppressalis (striped riceborer) is the source of this 7746-nucleotide messenger RNA. The record is from the annotation of a GenBank genome assembly. Lineage: Eukaryota; Metazoa; Arthropoda; Insecta; Lepidoptera; Crambidae.
ACUUAUACUCGUUCGCGUACGUUGACGUUAAUACGUCUCACUCCUAUGUGGGGCGGAUGUCAGCUGUCAUUUACGCACGCUCACGCACGUCACAGUUUUCGUAAGAAAAGAAAUCGUGGGAAUAUUCCGUUUCGCUUUUACAUGUUAAUUUGUGAUCACUAAACUAUGUUAUUAUAAUACUGUAUUGUGUUUUGUGACAAUACUAUAGUGAGUAGUGCUAAACAUUGACAAUGGCCAACAAUCGAAUUCCUUCUGGCCCCAACACACCAGGUAGCCAACAAACGCCUACACAACAAGGGAUAAAGAUAUUUAUACAGAGGGACUAUUCCGAUGGCACGGCAGUGAAGUUCCAGACAAGAUUCCCUCCAGAAUUGGAGGACAGAAUCGACAGACAGACCUUUGAAUACACAAUGGACCGCCUCAAUGAACACUUUGAAAUGGCAGAAUCGGCAGAUUGCAGCACAUAUUGCGAAGGCUGCCUUGCUUGUUUGACUGCUUACUUUAUAUAUAUCUGCACUGAAACGCACUAUGAAAAGCACCUAAGGAAAGUAUCCAAAUUCAUAACGACACAGAACGAGCGCAUAUACAACCCCCGAGGCAUUCACAUUACCGACCCUAUUCUUAGGGGGUUAAGAGUCAUCGAAAUUACCGUAAUAGACGUGCCCAACUGCCAGAGUCCGACUGGAAACUCAAAUAGCACCAUGAGGCACACCUGACCACCCCAUGAUAGCAGGGAGUUCUUCAUGUAACAAACACGAUAUUGGUUUUAGAAACCAUACAGAUACAAGCGGUGAUAAUCAUCCAAAACAAACUAAUAGUGCAGUGUUGAAAGACUAGUUAGUGCUUGCAAAUCGAACGUGAGUCUUUUGUUUAUAGGCCGAGUUAUCAUUAGAUAGUAACAUAUUGAAAGUGGUAGCGUAAUAAUCGAAAAGAAGGAGUGAGAGCCACGAGUGAGAUAGCGGUUGUAUUGUGUCCUCUCUAACGGGGUCGGUUUGUAUAAUCUGUCUAUAAUAUAGUUUGAUUUUAUGUGCCCACUGUAAGGUUUGAUUGUAAAUAAUGGUGUUGCAGCCUGAAUAUUUAUUGUAGAACACAAAAUUUAAUGUUGAUAUGAUUGAAUUUAGCGAAACGAAUAAUUAAUUAGUGUACAGACGAUUUCAUAAUGGUACAUUUGUAUUGAAAUGGAACAUGAUUAAAUUUUAAACACAUGAAGAUGGAAACUUAAGGUUUUUUUAAUGACCUACCUUUGUAAGUUUUGUAUCUAUUUUAAUAAAGUAUUGGAGUAGUUUUUGAUACCAUUUUGCUUUUGAUUAGUCACAUGAACAAUUUACUUAGAGAGUGUAGCACCAAACAAUGUGGUUUCACUAGUCGGUCAACAACAUAAUUAAACUUUAUUUCACAGUGGAUAAAGUUGCUUUUUCAUCACAUUCGAUUCAUUGUAACAUUAGUAUGUCUUGACUGAUUUUAAUUUGUAUGAAAAGAACUCCCUAAGCCAAAAUUAUCUUCCAAGCUCAGAUGAAUUGUACGUAUUGUUAUGUAGUAGCUACUAGCUAGGUGUAAGCGGUUUCGGUAUAUAUAACUACCAUUGUGAUUCACAUAACUUAUGAUUUAAGGCAGGCCAUGACAUACGGAUUGGUUGGGAAGUCAAAGAAAUUGUCAUCAAUGUGAAUAUAUAAAAAUCGACUUUAUUGUUAGUGCGUUUACGGUUCACUUUUGCCUUUUUCUAUGCAAUAACAUUGUCUUAUUUAAGAAAGAAUAGAGUUGAUUUUGCAUUGGUGUCAAAUUCUGUCGCUUCCCCCACUUCUUCAUCCGUGUCUGCCGAUUCGAUAUCAUUAGAAUUAACUUUAUUUUCGUAUUUGAAAUUAAUUAGUUUAUUAAAUUUUUUUAAUGACAACACAACUGAAAGUUUUUUCGUGCACUAAACUUACAGUCGGUGUCAAUUGAAUGCUAUAUUAUGUUUUUAGUUAUAAUUAUAUUAAGUUAUUAUUAAUUUACUUUAUCACCGUAAAUGUGAAGAACUCCUAUCUUCCUCAAGUCUUUCAAAGGGAAAUUAUGCUGUUUGAUCGAGCACUUAAAAAGGUGCAAAGUUGUAUUUUUUUCUAAAUUGAAUAUAAACUCUAUAUCAGUCCUAUUAAAGUUUAAUAUCUAUUCGAGGCAAUUUGACAGGUUUUCAAAGUUCCAUAUUACGAAUGUGGCUCUUAUGACAACUCAGUAAGGUCAAUAAUAAAUUGUACUUACCUAUGUGACCUUGAUUUGACCUUGUAAUAAAAUAAUUGACAUAUGUUUAGAUGUGUCAACUGUAUCCAACCGUUGUUUAUAUAAAACAUUGUAUGGCAAAAACCUGUCUGCUCUUAAAGUUAAAUGGUGAUCCUGAGUGCAAUCAUCUGCAAUACAGUUCAAACACAGUUGUAUAACUGAUACAGUUUGCACAUCUACAUUCAAUGAUAAUUCCAAAAGACGGGUAAAAAAUUUAAUAAGGCUAAAAUUUAUACAAGAUAGAUUUACUCUUGAAACCCAAUCCCGAGAGAUGAUCGCCUUACUUCAUUGCUUUGUCUAUUCUAUAUAUUUAAUGAAUAAUAUACAGGGCGUCCCACGGCUACCUCACACGGAGGGAAAGUAUAUUAAAUAUUGAAGAUAGGAUAUUUUACUAAAAGAAGACAUCAUUUUAUUUUUACUAAUAACUAGAACUGCAUUCACAGUUUUUUUUUAAAUCGCCAAUCAGUUGUAAUAAACUAUGAAUCAAAUUGUGAAAUAUUGAAAAAAAAAACAACAUAUUUUAUGAUAACCAUCAAAAGGGUUAAUAAUGAGGAUUAUUUUUUGCUAAAUAACAUUUAUAAUUAAAUUAAUAAGCAUUUUAAAUGAAAGAAAAGUAAUUAAAUUUAACACAUUAAACACACAUCGAAAAGGUACGUCUCUAUCAGGUACAAAGCUAAUAAUUAUGUCUUUGUGGUUCAUAAAGUAAGCUUCCAUUAAAUCCAUUUUAUUUUGAUACGCAAUGGUAAGUAAAUUAACAAAAAAAUGUAAAAAUAUGAAAAUGAAACACACAAAAAACAAAAGAACAGCCGCUUGAAAUAUUAUGUGUUCCAUUUUGGAAUUAUUAUUUUUAUAAAUUUCAGCCAAUCGCAUUGAAACUGAGAGUUCAAAAAGAAAGCAUACGUACUACAGUUUGUAUAUCCCUUUAUUAUUUUUGUCACGUAAUAAGACAUUCCUUUCAUUAAAAAGGCUAUGUUAUUUAGCAAAAAAUAAUCCUCAUGAUUAACCCUUUCGAUGGUUGUCAUAAAAUAUGUGGUUUUUUUUCGAAAUCUCACGAGUUUGAUUCCCAGUUGUAGCAGGCGAUUUUUAAAAAAUCUGUGAAUGCAGUUCUAGUUAUUAUUAAAAAUAAAAUGAUGUCUUCUUUCAGAAAAAUAUCCCUAAUAUAUCUUCAAUAUUUCAUAUGUGAGGUAGCCGUGGGACGCACUGUAUAGUUUCGUCAUUGAUGAUACAAAAUGACGUGCUGACAACUUGGUAUCUAUGAUGUCAUAAACGCUAAAAGAAGCUAAAGCAAUAAAAAUGGCGCUUGACCUCUAAAAACUCAUGACCUUGUUGUUGUUGAUCUCUUUGACGAUGCAACUGUGUUAUUUCGCAAAGUUGCUCUGCAACAAUAUCAUAGUUUUUUAUUUCCAGUUUUGGUUAGCGAGCGUCUUUGUAAGCGCAAAUAUCACAUUAGUACAGUUUAUACAAUUAUUGUAUGAGUUAAACAAAAACUGACCCGAUUCCAAUUGGAUUUCGAUUCCAAGCGUUUCAAGAGUAUAGUUAAGUAGGAAUAUUUAGUUGUGUAUUAUUAAUCAGAUUGUAUUAGAAAAUUUCUUCAUAUCGUAUUCGAGUGAGGCUAAGCGUGCGUGAGUUUUUGUGAUGGGUCGCCUUAACUUAGUUGUGAUUUUCGUUGAAACAAAUAUACGCAAUUAGCAAUUAAAAAUAUUGUUGUUCUCUAAUCCUAAUUUGGUGGCAAACUAACAUUUUGAAGAUUUUUAGUUUUACAUCCCUUUCUUUCGCGUAACUAGCUGACUUGCUACGCAAUUUGCACCUUUCUCUCUAUAGACAAAGAAUUUGUUAAUACUGUAAAAACAGACAGAUGAAAUGUACAAAAUCACAAUAUAUAUGAAGACUUUUUAUAUGUAAAACGAUUUCUUUCUUUUUCAUAUCGUAUCCGUAAUCCAUAAUAUUUAUGCCCGAUUUUUUUAUUUGAAAUUAUUCCACAAUCACAAUGAUAGACUGUAUAGUAACCACAAUAUGGUCUAGUUUUGUUUGCCGCCUCUACACUGUAAGUAUAAAUUUGGAAAUUAAUAUUUAAAUGUAAGCGAUACAUGAUGUUGUUUCAUCUUGUUACAGCCGUACUCAGAAAUGUCACAUACAUUUAACGCUUCACGAUGUCACGUGUCGUGAAAGUAAAUUGACUUUUCUGAGUGCAGGCCUUAGUAUAUGGGUUUGAUGGUUGACAAUUUAGUCCUUUCUUUCUCGUAGUCUUAACUAUUUACAGGGCCGGAUUUAGGGUAGAGCAAGCGGGGCUGUGGCCCAGGGGCCUCCGCAAGAGAAGGGCAACAGUCAAAAUAAUAUUAAAAUUCGACAGGUGGAGUCAGCAACGUUCCAAACAGCAUAUUUCCGCAUUUUAAUUUAGAAAUAAAGAGUUAUACGGUGGGGCGCACAUUGUAAGAGCCCAGGACCUCUGGCCUUUCGUUACCCUAGGACCCCUACACUUCUUAAUCCGGACCUGGCUUUUAAAUUAACUGGUUACACCUGGGUUUAUUAGUUUUUAGUCAAAUUAACAACAAAAUAAAUCCUUAAUGCCUAACAAAAAAUUAUAAACGCUGUUUCAAUUUGGUAUUUUAAUUAUAAGAUGUAAUUUAUCGAUAAAUUAAAUAAAUAGUUGAUAGUUUGAAUACGAAAAAGAAAGGCAUUUUUAUUACGAUAAUUUUGGUGAGAUUUUGUGAGGCGUGUGAACUCUAGUUUUGGGGGCAGAAUUGACAAUUCUUACAUAUCUCGUUGCAUUUUCUUGAUUGAUUGAUGUUAGACGAAUAACACCCUACACCUUUUAAUUUAUAGAUUGAUUUUGCCUCGUCAAACGAUUGCUGAAUUCCAUUAAAGUAUAUAUUUACUUGCCAUUCUAUAAUUUUGUUAAUUAUUAUUAUCCAUUUUAAAGUAGAAAAUCUGAUGCAUUGAGUGCAAAAGCUUUCAUUAUACAUAAUUACUUAUUUUUUGCUUACCAACAUAUACACCAAUGCUUAUUUAUGUAAUGACCGCCAUAGACAAGUGAUUUGAUCAAACAAGUUAGUUCAAACAGUUUGAUCAAGUUCGUAUAAAUAUGUGUGGGAAAUUUUGAUCAUAACGAGUUGCCGAUUGGGACGAAGAAAUAUGAAAAUUUCCAAUAUCUGUUUGAUCAAACUGUUUGAAUCAGUCUGUUUGAUCAAAUCAUAUCAACGUCUGUGGCGCUAGAAAGCACUUAAACCCAAACCUGACGAGGACUUCAAUAGUUUUUGAGGAAUUAUUAAAAAAAAUUGAAAUUACUGUGUCGAGUUUAAACCUUCCUCUGAUAGGGUUCAAACCAGGGCUUGUUUAUCGGUUAAUUUUCAAACCUUAAUCAGUGUCAAGUACAUAAGGAGCGUUUUAUUUAGGUUUGGCUCUACCUUAACCUUAAAAAAACCGGUUUUCAUAAAGAGCGAAAUCAAAUAGGUUUUGAAUCAAUUUAGCGGUUUUUAAAGGGUUUCAUUUCGCUCUAUCUGACGGCAUCGAUAAUAAAUGAACAACUUGACUCACUAGAUGCUAGCAAUCGUGUCAAUAAAUGCAUCAAUCUCUGAGCAUUAACAAGUUGUGACUUGAUUAGUUCAAACAAAACAAACUUUAAGCGAUGCCGACGCGUGCACGUGGCGCUCUGGAUUAAACCGGUUUAUUAAGGUUUUAGGUACCGCUUUCAUUUCGGACGCGCUCUGAACAAAACCUUUACUAAAAACCGGUAUUAACAUUUAUUUAUCGGUAUUUUCGAAACCGGUUUCAAGCCCUGGCUGAAAGAUCAGAAUAGAUUGCAGUAUUUGAGUUUUUUUGGCUGUCUGGUGUUUCGCAUGCCGCCACUGUUGGCAAGUCUCGCUUUUACGGGUCAUCCUGCGUUUUCAAUAAAUAUUUCCCCCCUAAAGCUCCCGAUUUUAUAAUAAUGUAAUGCCGGCACUUCACUUGGCUAUUCGUAUCUGCUGUUUGUCAGACAGCAGGUCGUUCAUAUCGUUCUCCUUUGUAAGUAAAAAAGGAGAAACUGUUAUCAAGUUUACAAAUGCCAAACUUCAAUAGCCAAGUGUAGUGCCGGCAUAAAACAAAAAUGUUGAAUGUGUAGCCUAAAAUAUAUUGUAACUCGAUAAAGUUGCUGUUACGUUGACAGCAAAACUAGCGUUUAUCACGCCAUAGACGUCUCUGGCGUACUUUUUCCGAGUUGCAACCCCUCCCCCACCCCAUAAUUGGUUAAUCAAACCAAGAUAUAGGCCAGUAACGAAUGUGUUUCUGUGGCUUCUGCCGCUUAAAGCUCGUUUUUAAUUAAGUAAAUAAUUAAGGUUGCCUACAUUAUUAAUGGCGGAAAAUGCAACUCAAUAUGCAAUUUGAAAAAGAAAAUCGAAUUCUAAGAAACAAACAGUAGAUUCAUGUAGAAAACCAGUGGAACGGGAGAAAUUUUAGAAAAACGAGGUCUCCUGUAAUAUCGGGAGACCUGGUUCGGCGCUCCCUGAGACCGCUGCGUCCGCGUGCAACACACACCCUGACUCGUAGCUAAAGCCACCUCUACUGCUAUUGCAAGCAGGGCUUGAAACCGGUUUCAAAAAUACCGGUAAAUAAAGAUUAAUACCGGUUUUUUAGUAAAGGUCUUGUUCGGAGCGCGUCCGAAAUGAAAGCGGUACCUAAAACCUUAAUAAACCAGUUUAAUCCAGAGCGACACGUGCACGCGUCGGCAACGCUUGCAGUUCGUUUUGUUUGAACUAAUCAAGUCACAACUUGUUAAUGCUCAGAGAUUGAUGCAUUUAUUGACACGUUUGCUAGCGUCAAGUUAUUCAUUAUGUAGUUGUGUAUUUAUUUCAGCCGUCAGUGAGAGCGAAAUGAAAAGUUUUUAAAAACCUCUAAAUUGCUUCAAAACCUAUGCGAUUUCGCUUUUUAGGAAAACCGUUUUUUUUAAGGUUAAGGGAGAGCCUAAUGUACUUGACACUUGAUUUAGGUUUGAAAAUUAACCGGUAAACAAGCCCUGAUUGCAAGUGUCAACAGGGAUCUGUAGACCAUCAUGCGAACCUUAGUUAUCACGCUUUCCACAUAAAAAAGCAAUGGGAGUCUUACAUUAAAAAGUAUUGAAAUUACAUUAUUGAUUUAAGUACAUUAAAAUGCAUCAAAUUUUAAAAUGGCAAUUCCAUAUGUAAACACACACCACUUAUGUAUAUAAAGAAUAAUUUGUGAAAUAGUGUAAAGAUAAAAGUUUAUAUGUAUCAGUUGUUAUUUCGUGCAAUAUGGAGAUCAAUAUGUAAAAUGACGUAAGCAAUUGUAUGUAUAAAAUGCACAGAACUAUAUAUUAUAUGUAAUGAAUGAUAAAAUUAAUAAAGAAAAGAUUGAUAUUAGAUUUAAUACGAAAAAGUAAUAAAAACUACAUUUUAAAAUCUUUCUGUACUAAUAAUUUUUAGUGUUAAGCCGAUAUAGAUAUAUUGUAAAGAAUAUUAUAUGACCCGUAUUAAAUAUUUGGAAUUAUACAUAGAUGUG